UUAGCGAACAUUACAAGUUUUAGUGAAUUUUGCAACUUGUGAAACUAAAAUACACAGUUCUUUCAUUUUAUUUAAGUUUAAAUUGUUUAGUGCAAGAAUUAAGAAAUUAAUUAAAUUGUAUGUGAUUUAUUAUAAGACUAUCCAAAUUGUGUUGUUUUGAGAUAAAUGAACGGUAAAUAAGUUGAGAAAUACCUAAAAGUUUUGUCUGGUUCUUCUGCACUGCAAUCGACGGCGGCCAUGGAUUGUUCAGUGUCACAAGCAGGUUCGAUUCUGCCAACCCUGCACCAGCCUUGUUCACCGGAACAUCAUUCGCAUCACCCUAACGAUUUGAGAACAUCACCGGGCAGCGUCGAUUGCUAUAGCUCGGAGGGCGAUCAUCCUUUGGCACUUUGCUUGCCCAAUUCGCAAACUUUGGUGCAAGCGUCGAGAACGCCGCCCCCGCCGUGGAGCAUCCCGACGAAGAAAGGCACGCCGGGAUUAAUCUGUGUCGUGUGUGGGGACACCAGCUCCGGGAAGCAUUAUGGGAUUUUGGCCUGCAACGGCUGUUCGGGCUUUUUCAAAAGGUCCGUUAGGAGAAAACUGAUUUACAGAUGUCAAGCCGGAACCGGUCGCUGCAUCGUGGACAAAGCCCACCGAAAUCAGUGUCAAGCUUGCCGUCUGAAAAAAUGCUUGGCCAUGGGGAUGAACAAAGACGCCGUUCAAAAUGAAAGGCAACCAAGGAAUACCGCCACCAUUCGACCGGAAACACUGCGAGACAUGAGCGCUGAACAGGAGCGAGCUCUUCGAGAAGCUGCAGUCGCUGUGGGGGUGUUUGGACCUCCGGUUCCCCUGACCAUGGCUCUGACAUCUGCCCGAUAUUCGCACAAUUUACUGCCCUCGGUGCCGCCGCCGACGCUUCCCAAUAGAGAACCCACCCCCACAAAAGACAACAGUGACAACGAUGAAGAAAGUAUAGAUGUCACCAACGAAGAAGAAGAUACUCCAAGUUCCGGCUGUGGAGUUUCCUCCAGUAGCGGCCCCCUACGACCCGAACCUCAACCUGCGACUGGCCUAACAGCAGGAUUGUACCCCUCAUCCCACGAAACCAUCUACGAAACCUCAGCCAGACUCCUCUUCAUGGCAGUAAAAUGGGCCAAAAACUUGCCCAGUUUCGCCAGUUUACCAUUCCGCGAUCAAGUGAUUUUAUUGGAGGAGGCUUGGAGCGAAUUGUUCCUUCUAAACGCCAUCCAGUGGUGCAUGCCCUUGGACGUUUCCGCCAGCCCCCUUUUCAACAUAAACGAACACGUCAAAAACGGCCAUUCCGCCACCGAUGUGCGAAUUUUGGCCGACACUUUAAUGCGUUUUAAAGCCAUACAUGUCGAUCCGGCCGAAUUUGCAUGCCUGAAAGCUAUCGUACUUUUCAGAUCAGAAACGAGAGGACUGAAAGACCCAAGCCAAAUUGAAAAUCUCCAGGACCAAGCUCAAGUCAUGUUGUGGCAACACUGCAGAACCCAACUUCCGGGUCAAGUCGCGAGGUUCGGGCGACUCCUUUUGAUGUUGCCUCUGCUGCGGAUAGUACCCGCGGCCAGGGUAGAAGCUGUGUUUUUUCAAAAAACCAUAGGAAAUACUCCCAUGGAGAAGGUUCUAUGCGAUAUGUAUAAAAACUAAGUGUUGUUAUCCUUAAUGUUUUCAACGAAAUGUUUUGUAAAAUAAA
This is a messenger RNA of Tribolium madens (black flour beetle), 1693 nucleotides long. Its product is annotated as photoreceptor-specific nuclear receptor-like. Gene Ontology annotation, biological process: positive regulation of transcription by RNA polymerase II; cell differentiation; anatomical structure development. Lineage: Eukaryota; Metazoa; Arthropoda; Insecta; Coleoptera; Tenebrionidae. Bases 238 to 1647 code for a protein of 469 amino acids. Gene Ontology annotation, molecular function: nuclear receptor activity; zinc ion binding; RNA polymerase II cis-regulatory region sequence-specific DNA binding. The transcript has 8 exons. The record is from RefSeq and is a predicted model, not a curated record.